GCGGGGCGGGGUCGCGUCUGCUGCAGCCACGGGGUGCGGCUGGGGAGGGGGGCGCGGGCGCUGCUUCCAGGAAGGCGGGUCCGCGCGCGGCCCCUACCCGGCUCCCGCGGUCCGCCGGUCCCCGAGCUUCCAGAGACCCCCCCAGUGGAGCCCGCGUCCUGGAAGGGGCGCGCCAGCGACUGGGCGGUGGCAGACGCAGACGGUGAGUCUGCCGGGAAAGGGAAGGAUGUAGGUGCCACAGCGCCCCUUCCUUUCUGCAAAGGCUUCUUCUUCCCUCCAGCUGCAGCUUGAACCAUGUUUUUCACCUGUGGCCCAAAUGAGGCCAUGGUGGUCUCGGGGUUCUGUAGGAGUCCCCCAGUCAUGGUGGCUGGAGGCCGAGUUUUUGUCCUGCCCUGCAUCCAGCAAAUCCAGAGGAUCUCUCUCAACACAUUGACCCUCAAUGUCAAGAGUGAAAAGGUUUACACCCGCCAUGGGGUCCCCAUCUCCGUCACGGGCAUUGCCCAGGUGAAAAUCCAGGGCCAGAACAAGGAGAUGUUGGCAGCUGCCUGCCAGAUGUUCCUAGGGAAGACAGAGGCUGAAAUUGCCCACAUUGCCCUGGAGACACUGGAGGGCCACCAGAGGGCUAUCAUGGCCCACAUGACUGUGGAGGAGAUCUAUAAGGACAGGCAGAAAUUCUCAGAGCAGGUUUUCAAAGUGGCCUCCUCAGACCUGGUCAACAUGGGCAUUAGUGUGGUCAGCUACACUCUGAAGGACAUUCAUGAUGACCAGGACUAUCUGCACUCUUUGGGGAAGGCUCGAACCGCACAAGUUCAAAAAGAUGCUCGGAUCGGGGAAGCAGAGGCCAAGAGAGAUGCUGGCAUCCGGGAGGCGAAGGCCAAGCAAGAAAAGGUGUCCGCUCAGUACCUGAAUGAGAUCGAGAUGGCCAAGGCACAACGGGACUACGAGCUGAAGAAGGCGGCCUAUGACAUUGAGGUCAACACCCGCCGUGCACAGGCCGACCUGGCCUAUCAGCUGCAGGUGGCCAAGACCAAGCAGCAGAUCGAGGAGCAGCGCGUGCAGGUGCAGGUAGUGGAGCGCGCCCAGCAGGUGGCGCUGCAGGAGCAGGAGAUCGCCCGGCGCGAGAAGGAGCUGGAGGCGCGCGUGCGCAAGCCGGCCGAGGCCGAGCGCUACAAGCUGGAGCGCCUGGCGGAGGCGGAGAAGUCCCAGCUGAUCAUGCAGGCGGAGGCCGAAGCUGAGUCUGUGCGGAUGCGUGGUGAAGCGGAGGCCUUUGCCGUCGGUGCCCGAGCUCGUGCUGAGGCAGAGCAGAUGGCCAAGAAGGCGGAAGCGUUCCAGAUGUACCAGGAGGCUGCCCAGCUGGACAUGCUGCUGGAGAAACUGCCUCAGGUAGCAGAGGAGAUCAGUGGUCCCCUGACCUCAGCCAAUAAGAUCACACUAGUGUCCAGUGGAAAUGGGACCGUGGGGGCAGCCAAAGUGACUGGGGAAGUACUGGACAUCCUAAGCCACCUGCCAGAGAGUGUGGAGAGACUCACUGGCAUCAGCAUCUCUCAGGUGAAUCACAAGCCUUUGUAGACAGCCUGAGCCCUCAGCCCUCACCGAUGCCUGGACGUGUGGCUCAAGUGACCUGAGUGUAUCUUGUUGCAUGUACCUCACCUGGCCUUCCCGAACAUGCCCUCUAACAAGAGGGGUGCCCCAUCUCUCCUUGCCAAAUAGCCUGUGCCUUGGAAGAGGGGGUUGCUCCCCUUCCCAGCCCCACAUUACCAGUUGUGAGCCAGUCCCCACACCAGAUUCUUAUGGUCCCACUAUACUUCAGCCCAACUAUUUAAAUCUUCCUAAUUAAAUUAGACUGCCUAA
Messenger RNA from Nannospalax galili (Upper Galilee mountains blind mole rat), 1851 nucleotides. RefSeq names its product flotillin 1 (gene Flot1). NCBI's taxonomy places the organism in Eukaryota, Metazoa, Chordata, Mammalia, Rodentia, Spalacidae. Bases 295 to 1569 code for a protein of 424 amino acids. Gene Ontology annotation, biological process: protein kinase C signaling; positive regulation of endocytosis; positive regulation of cell-cell adhesion mediated by cadherin. The transcript is spliced from 13 exons. The record is from RefSeq and is a predicted model, not a curated record. Gene Ontology annotation, cellular component: plasma membrane.